Molecule: messenger RNA, 3392 nt
Organism: Lathyrus oleraceus (garden pea)
Lineage: Eukaryota; Viridiplantae; Streptophyta; Magnoliopsida; Fabales; Fabaceae
Product: nuclear pore complex protein NUP85
Exons: 17
Coding region: 112-2073 (653 amino acids)
Biological process (GO): mRNA export from nucleus; protein import into nucleus; positive regulation of DNA-templated transcription
Cellular component (GO): nuclear pore outer ring
Molecular function (GO): structural constituent of nuclear pore
Source: RefSeq, a predicted model, not a curated record
AUGAAAAUCAUCGUGUUCUUUUUUGUUGUUGCUGCUUUCCUAUUAAACGAAAUUUAUUCAAAAAAUAUCUCUAAAACCCCCAAAACCCUAAAACACACUCCCAACUGAAAAAUGUCUCCCAACUCCGCCAGCAACGGAGCUCUGGUCCCGUUCUCCGGCGAGACCAAUGACUCGCUCGCGGUGUAUACUCUCCACCAUGGUCUCUCCCGUCCAAUUUCUCGUGUUGCCAUUUCCUGGUCCCGCGGAAACUCCCUCCGUGUCUCCCUUUUCGCGGAACCUUCUGGAAGCCCCGAUGCUGGAGAUGGCGCCAAGGUCGUCGAAGUUAAGCUCGGCGGGGGAGAUCCGGAAAUUGAUGAUGCUGACUGGCGCCGAAUUGCCUACGGCUCUGUUGCCCCCUUUGCACUGCUUCAGAGUCGCCGGAGCUCAAUUUCCGCAUUGUCAAAGUCUCCUUCAUCAUAUCAUUCCGAUUGGUGGGAGCAUGUCCUUCAGUAUAGUAAGGACAUAACAUCACUUCUCGCCGAACCAAAGUUGGCCCUUAAUCCUAUAAUUGAAGAUCCGAAUGAAAUUGUUCAGAAUAAUGAGGAGCCAACAUGUUUGAAAGCUGCCUGGGAGUUGAUGGAGAUAUUUUAUGUGGACAAGCAAUCUCAAGCAUGGCUUCCUGAAAGGCUUGUUGAUUGGUUAGCUGACUAUGAUAGCCUCUUUACCAGUACACAGGAAACAAUUCAUGGCAAGCUUGUGGAUUUUCAAAAUGAUCUUGUCAACAUACAGGUGAUUGAAGAUGAUCCUAGAUAUUGGGAAGUGAUGUCAUCUGCAUUGUCAGUUGGUUGGCUAGAUAUAGUGGUGAAAAUGCUGCGGUUACACGGGUCUUACCAAUUAGAUCAGCUCAGCUACCGUGAGUUAGAAAAUGGACUGGUGGAGGCAGUCGCUGUUCUUAUUUCCAAAAUGCCCCGAUUACGUCAUGAAUCAGCUGUUGGAAAUUUAGGAGAUUGUUUUAAAUCCAAACCCGACUUUAUCAAAGCCUGGGAAAAAUGGAGGUCACAAAUUACUAAACUGGACUGCAGUCCAUUCUGGAUUCAGUGUGAUAAUCAACAAACUCGUGAGGGCUUAAGAAACUUGCUACAAGUUAUGCUGGGUAAUACUGAGAGUCUCUGUACAGCUUCAUGUUACUGGAUUGAGUUGUAUAUUUCUCAUUUUCUAUACAUCAGGCCAUUUACGACCGGAAUAGAAAGCAUGUAUAAUUUGGCUCAGAAAUGCAUCCAAUUAAAACCACCGACUGGUACCCAUAGGUUGACUGGACUUAUGAUUGGAAUUCUUGCAGAAAAUACAGAGGUUGUUUUAGCAGAAAUUUCCAGAGAAUUUGGUCCUUGGAUGGUCGCACACGCCGUGGAAUUGUUAACUGCAGGGAGUGAGCAAGCAGAGAUUCUUCUACACGAUGAGCGUUAUAACUUGGGAGGAAUCAGUAUGAUGGAACUACAUCGGCUUGCAUAUGCUCAAGUUCUAUCAUCACAUGCAUUGACCUGGCAAAUAGCUCCUAUAUAUUUAACAUCAUGCAUGAAGCAAGGAAUGGGCUUGCUAGAGAAUUUAUUGUACAGACAAUCUGUUCAACAUAACAACUUGUUGCUUAAGAACAUUGAGAUAUGCCGUUUGUACGGGCUUGAUUAUAUCAGUUCAAAUAUCAUGAAGGUUGCUGGAGUCUAUCACUGGAAGCAUGGUCGUAAAGGGGCUGGAGUAUAUUGGCUUCAACAAUCCCAAGAUACAAACUGUCUUAAUAGGAUUGCACAACAGUUAUUUGAUUCAGUUGGAAAGUCGAUCUCUGAUGAAAGCUUCAAACAAUGGGAAGGCAUAAUUGAAUUAUUGGGUUCUGAAUCUAAGCCUGCUGGGGGUCUUGAAUUUUUACACAAGUAUAGGGAUUUCAAAAAAUCCCUUCAGAUGGUAUAUAGUGGAAAAUCAGCUGAUGCUGCUCGACAAGCUGUAGGCUCCCUCAUACUGAACAAGUACAGCCAAAGACACUAUCAGUGCCAACAAUCUGUUUUCUUUCGGCUGUUCAAUUUUGGAGUGUACGUGGACAACUAAAUCGGUGUAUAAUGGCUUGAAGAGUCAUGAACGAAUUAAAACAAUCAGAAAGAUAUUCUUUAGCGCUGUCAUUGCAAUACAUAUGCUAUUUUUUCAAAUUGAGUUGUGAUUUCUGAGGAGAACUUUUAAAAGAUAUUGGAUAACUUAAAAUGAUUUUGGAUUGAAAAUAUCUAAACUACAUUGAUAGAAUCCUAGAAAUUGUCAGUAAGGGUAGCAUGAUGCUUAUAAGUUAUACCCUAAAUUAGAAAGAACAUGAUUGUGACCCCAAACAUUAGAAUGAAUGGCUUCAAAAAGAGUCAGCUUGGUUAUUAAUACGACUAGAAAAAGAGACUCUAGCAUCUUUCCAAAGCUGACCUGACUAACAUUCUGAAGACUCCAACUUUGAUAGCUGUAUCAUUUUCUUCAAUGUAUGUAAGCUCGGAUGAUCUAGAUUGUGAUGUUGUAGAGCAGGAAUUGGAAGCAUUAUAGAAUGUCUUUAUAAUGCACCAAGGGAUGAGAUUUACAAGACCGUGUGGAAGUAAAUCGCUGAAUAUAUUAGAGGCUGUAUGAUUCUGAUAUGGCUCCAAGGUUUCAGAAGAAGUGAAGGUUAGGGCACACUUUAAUGGGUGAGACAGACAGUUUGCUUACUGAAUUUAGAUAUAGGGGCAACAGUUACCAAUUGAACUGAAUUUAGUAGUAGUAGGAAAGUGGUGAAGCUUGGCCAAUGCCAGUGGCUUGCAGCUUGGAUUCAUAUCAGAGUGAAACAAGGGGAAUUUUGGACUGCGAUAACAGUAUCUCUACAAGAGUAGAAUGAGAAAUUGAGAAAGGCAAACCAGACAGUUAUUGGUAUGAGUCAACAAUGACUGAAGAAAGGACAAUCAAUGGUGUCUGUCUGAGACUGAGACAAUUGGCGAUAUCACCUCUUUAACAAUCAAUGAUGAAAAAAAAACGUGUCAACAACCUUGACCAUGGCUGAUCGAAAACUAGGGCUCCUCAACCUGAAGGCUCUCUUAGUCUAAUUUGAAUACGGCAAGUGAAUAAUUUGUGUUUUGUUUCAUGAAUUGUUUGUACAAUAUUUAUAUUCAAGGUUAACAUAAUCAUUUGCUAAAAUUUAGAGAUUAAGUCAAGCUAACUAAGGAAACUGUACAUAAUACAUCAAAUCAAUUUCUUGUCAAAUCUGAAUAGAAACUCAACAGAGGCAAAGAUGCCGUGUUAGCUGCCACAGUAGCCUUGAUUUUUGGCGUGGCAAUUGGGAUCCAAAAAGAUUGACAAGCAUUUUUGUUUUUUUGGUGUUACUAGGUCUUCAAUUAUUCUUAUCCAGUUGAUAGUCAGCGUUCUGU